ACGAACUGCCCACAACAGGACCCAGCAGGAAAGACCUGGCGUCGCCGGGACCGACGCAAGGUAGACCGUCUGCCGGAGGUCGAAGCCAGUCCAUCCGGGUAGGCUCCCUGACGUCCUCUGCUUCCGUGUCUUACGCUCCACCAGCGAGUCAGUUUGCUCCACCUCCCCGCGUUCCCAGCACCCGAACGUCUUCACCCGGUGGAUACAAAUACACCAAUCCGUAUGAGGGAACCCGCUUGGCCAUCCACCCGGGACCUCCGCGUGGCGGCCAGAGGAGACGCCCCGGCCGGGCGCUCCCUUGUGCCUCCCGCUGCGCGGCAACUAAGACACCAUCCUCCCACUCCUCGCCGGCAACGGCGAAACCCGCAGACCCGCAGCUGGUAGCGAAGCUUCCAGCCCAGAGGGAGGAGGAGCCGCCAAAUCGCGAUGCAUUCUACCGUGAAAUGCGGGCGGAGAUAGAGCGGCAGAGCGCCGAAUUGGCGGCUCUCACAGCCCAGGUCCGGCAAGGAUCGGCGAACCAGCUGAGCUACCCUGACGUCACAACUGCGACGGACUCGCUGCUGAUGCAGGCUCAUGUGGCAGUUGGAACUGACCCGAGACACGCCCAUGUAUCAGUUUCGACUGACUCUCUGCCAACCCUCGUUCACGUUGCCGUGGAAACCGACCCGCCUCCUCGCCAUUCCCACGUCGAGGUUUUGGCUGUUCCGAGCAGAGUUCACGCGGCAGUUGGAACUGACCCGCUCCCGAGACACGCCCACGUGUCAGUUUCGACUGACUCUCUGCCGACUCUCGUUCACGUUGUCCUGGAAACGGAUUCGCCACCGCGCCACGCCCACGUUGCUGUCUCAACGAAUGCACCGCAAGCUCACGUGGCAGUGGGGGACCGAUUCGAUGCCGCCUCACGUUGCUGUCCAGGAGGUGGUAACGUCUCCUCAGCCGCUUCCCGUCCAUGCUCUGGAGUACCAGUGGCGACCGCACCGCGGUCACUCACCGUUCCUGCUCUGUCGGCGACGGGCACGCCCAUACGUUCCCGCCCAGGAGGUGGGGACGGUUCCCCAGCCGCCUCACGUUCCCGCCCAGGAGGUGGCGUUGGUGAUGCUGCCUCCGCCUUCUCACGUUCCUGUCCAGGAGUACCAGUGGCGACCGGUCCGCGGCCGUCCCACGCCCUUGUCUCGACGGCGACAAGAGCUGGGGAGUUCUGAUGAGCCACCCCGGAGCUGGAGAGAUUUCGGGAUGGCUGUGAUGGUAAUGGUGGCGGUCAUGGCUCUGGUUCUUCUCUCCAUCAUCCUAUGCGCUCCCGAUGGCUCGCAGCCGCUUCUGGACCUGGCCUCGUUGGUGACCAAUCCAUGGCUGCCUCCUGACCAAGCCUGGGUGGCGAUUAGUCCCUGAUCGUCUCGCAACCACGGCGUGGGAGGUUCUCGUCUGGAGCAGUUGCCUGCCUCGGCCUGGUUCCUGCUUCGUCGUUUGUUUCAUCACAGAGGUCGUCCGCCCG
Messenger RNA from Syngnathoides biaculeatus (alligator pipefish), 1492 nucleotides. RefSeq lists its product as uncharacterized. NCBI's taxonomy places the organism in Eukaryota, Metazoa, Chordata, Actinopteri, Syngnathiformes, Syngnathidae. Bases 444 to 1202 code for a protein of 252 amino acids. The transcript has 2 exons. The record is from RefSeq and is a predicted model, not a curated record.